GGAAGAGAGACAGAGGUUAAUAACAGAUAUGAUUCAAUGCAGAGAGGUCUGUUAAUACAUAGCAAAAAGGAAAGUUUCCACCGUGGACGUAUCCAAGCAGGAUUAAAUAAGUAGGUUGGCAGCUAAUAUGAGAGCAUUGUGAGCAUUGCCAGUUAUGUUUACACAAGUGUUGUGCUACCUGACUGAUGGCUAAAACUUACCUGACAAAACUUCCUGCUUACCUCCAGCUACAUCAAGAAAAGCACCAAUUUGUAUCAUAGAAAUCAGAGGAUUCACACACCCAGUAUCGUCUCGUCCUCAUUUCUGUCCUCUGUGCCUGGUUGGAUGCCUCGUUCGUCCCGUCCACACGGGUACUUAUUCUAGUGUGUUGUUUGUGUGAAACACCGAUAAACUGCCACGGCCUGGCAGAAGCCACUGGAAACAAUGAAGUACAGUGUCGUCAUAACACGAGUGUAAAACCAUCAGGAGUCGUUGAGGUAGCAUGUAGGUGAAGAUGUCUUUCCUGCUUGGACAGAUUUAAAGCCUCCAAGUGAACUUUCUAAAGUCUAUUCACCCAAGAUAGUUGGAAGCUGCUCAGCUGCAGAUACCUUGCAAGACAAACACUGACAGAAAUGUGAUCAUACAUAUUUCUUUUACCUGAAACAUGUUGCCCAAGUGGAAACAAAGGUUAUUCAGAUAAAAACAAAGAAAUAAAACAACACUCUAUUAAUCACGUUUCUUGCUUUUUUCCAGCAGCUGUCCCUUACCGAGCAGCAGCGUCCCUGUGGAGAAUACAUCAUCUCCUGCUUCUGUGUUAGUGCGACCUGAGUGUGGUGGCUGGAAAGCACUUAGCUUGUACUAGCUCUCACUCUGCUCUGAGCAUAGUUAUGAGAGAGCAGUGUGUGGUUUGUGUUGGAGGACUGAUGGAUGUGGUUUUCCUCUGCAGGGAACACUGGAGGCGAGGCCAUUAAUAUGCGCUUGUGUUCAAAUGCACAUGUGUGCGUAUGUGAGAGGCUCGCGCUGGAAACCUACCCUGCUCUGUUUUACGCAGGGCCCUUCAGGACUGAAGGCAUCAAGGCCUCUGACGUUCUUCCUAUUUUAAAGGAAAAAGUUGCCUUUGUGUCAGGUGGACGAGAUAAACGAGGAGGACCAAUUCUGACAUUUCCUGCCAGGAGCAACCAUGACCGAAUAAAACCCGAGGACCUGAGGAGGCUAGUAACCUACCUGUCUACUGUCCCCAGCGAGGACGUAUGCAAACGUGGCUUCACUGUCAUCAUUGACAUGCGAGGUUCAAAGUGGGAGCUGAUUAAGCCUCUGCUCAAGACGCUGCAGGAGUCUUUCCCAGCUGAGAUCUGUGUGGCUCUCAUCAUUAAGCCCGACAACUUUUGGCAGAAACAGAAGACGAACUUCGGGAGUGCAAAGUUCUCUUUUGAGACCAACAUGGUGUCAGUUGAAGGUCUUGCCAAGCUAGUGGAUCCCUCCCAGCUCACAGACGACUUUGAAGGCUCGCUGGACUACAACCACGAGGAGUGGAUGGAUCUCAGGGUGUCAUUGGAGGAGUUCAUGUCCAAUGCUGUUCAUCUGCUGUCCAGACUGGAGGAUCUGCAGGAGCUCCUGUCCAAGAAGGACUUUCCUGCAGAUGUGGAAGGCUCUCGGCGACUGAUAGAGGAACACACCCAGCUUAAGAAAAAGGUGCUAAAGGCUCCAGUGGAGGAAUUAGACCAGGAAGGCCAGAGGCUGCUCCAGUGUAUCAGAUCGAGUGAUGGCUUUUCAGGGAGAAACUGCAUCUCAGGCUCAGCUGACUUUCAGAGCCUUGUGCCCAAGGUGGCCAGUCUGCUGGAUAAGCUGCAUUCCACCAGGCAACAUCUCCAUCAGAUGUGGCAUGUCAGGAAACUGAAGCUGGACCAGUGCUUCCAGCUGCGCCUCUUUGAACAGGAUGCAGAAAAAAUGUUUGACUGGAUCAGCCACAAUAAGGAAUUGUUCCUGCAGAGCCACACGGAGAUCGGCCGAGGUUACCAGCACGCUGUGGAGCUACAGACUCAACACAAUCACUUUGCCAUGAACUCCAUGAAUGCCUACGUAAACAUCAACAGAAUCAUGUCGGUGGCGAGUCGUCUGGUGGAGGCCGGCCACUACGCCUCCACUCAGAUUAAACAGAUCUCAGGACAGCUGGAUCAGGACUGGAAAAGCUUUGCUGCUGCACUUGACGAACGCUCCACCAUCCUGGCCAUGUCAUCUGUCUUUCACCAGAAGGCUGAGCAGUUUCUGUCUGAGGUGGAGACCUGGUGUAAAGUCUGCAGCGAGGGCGGGUUACCAUCUGAGAUGCAGGAGUUGGAGAUUGCCAUUCACCGUCACCAGAGCCUUUAUGAGCAAGUGACCCAGGCGUACACUGAGGUGAGUCAGGAUGGUAAAGCCCUGCUGGAUGUCCUCCAGAGACCUCUCAGUCCAGGCAACUCGGAAUCUCUUACAGCCACUGCAAAUUACUCCAAAGCGGUGCACUGCAUCUUGGACGUGGUUCAUGAGGUUCUUCACCAUCAGCGGCGUCUGGAGAACAUUUGGCAACAUCGAAAGGUCCGAUUGCACCAGAGACUGCAGCUCUGUGUAUUCCAGCAAGAUGUCCAACAGGUGAUGGACUGGAUAGAAAACCAUGGCGAGGCUUUCCUCAGCAAACACACGGGCGUUGGGAAAUCCCUCCACAGAGCCCGAGCCCUGCAGAAGAGACACGACGACUUCGAAGAUGUAGCUCAGAACACUUACACCAACGCAGACAAGCUGCUGGAGGCAGCCGAGCAGCUUGCACAGACAGGAGAGUGUGACCCGGAGGAAAUCUACAAGGCAGCUAGACACCUGGAAGUGCGAAUCCAGGACUUUGUCCGCCGGGUGGAACACAGGAAGCUGCUGCUUGACAUGUCUGUCUCCUUCCACACACACACUAAGGAGCUGUGGUCGUGGAUGGAGGAGCUGCAGAAGCAGCUGCUGGACGAUGUGUGCUGCGAUUCUGUUGACUCAGUUCAGACUCUGAUCCAGCAGUUCCAGCAGCAGCAAACAGCCACACUGGAGGCAACGCUCAAUGUGAUUAAAGAGGGAGAGGAACUAAUGCAGCAGCUGAGGGAUGCAGCCAUGUCCACCAAUAAGACGCCACACUGCAGUUCCAUUGCGCACAUACAGGGUGUGCUGCAGCAGCUGGAUGAAGCCCAGGGCCAGAUGGAGGAGCUGUUCCAUGAACGCAAAAUCAAGCUGGACAUCUUUCUGCAGCUUCGCAUCUUUGAGCAGUACACUAUAGAGGUCACGGCAGAACUAGACGCUUGGAACGAGGAUCUGUCUCGUCAGCUGAAUGACACCAGCCGCUCGGGCGCUAGCAGCGGCAGCAGCAGCGGGGGAGGCGGUGCCUCGUCCGCCGGCUCAGAGGAUAUCGGUCUGGCAGAACAGCGGCUGAAGCGGCACGCAGAGAGGAAAGCAGCCAUGAACAACAUGACCUAUGAGGUGAUGCAGCAGGGUCAAGAUCUGCACCAGUACAUCAUGGAGGUCCAGGCUUCAGGAAUCGAGCUGACGGGAGAGAAGGACUUGGACUUGGCCUCUCAGGUUCAGGAGCUGCUGGAGUUCCUGCAUGAGAAGCAGCAGGAGGUGGAGGUCAACGUGCAGCACACGCACACGCGGCUGGAGCAGACUCUUCAGCUGCGCCACCUGCAGGGAGAAGUUAAACAGGUGUUGGGUUGGAUACGUAACGGAGAGUCCAUGCUGAACGCCAGCAUGGUCAACGCCAGCUCGCUGUCUGAGGCCGAGCAGCUUCAGAGGGAGCAUGAGCAGUUCCAGAUGGCUAUAGAGUCUCUAUUCCACGCUAACUCUCUUCAGAAGACACAUCAGAGUGCUCUGCAGGUCCAACAAAAAGCUGAGAUGAUGCUACAGGCGAGUCAUUAUGAUCCAGAGGCAAUUCGAAGCUGUGCUGAGAAGGUUGCCGUGCACUGGCAGCAACUGAUGCUGAAGAUGGAGGACCGUCUGAAGCUGGUCAAUGCAUCCGUAGCCUUCUACAAGACAUCUGAACAGGUGUGCAGUGUGUUGGAGAGCCUGGAGCAGGAGUACCGCCGCGAUGAAGACUGGUGCGGCACACACGACAAAGUGGGAAGUUCAUCCGACAGCGACCACCUCCUGCCUCUGAUCAGUAAGCACCUGGAGCAGAAAGAAGCCUUCCUCAAGGCGUGCACUCUGGCCCGGAGGAAUGCAGAGGUGUUUCUGAAGUACAUUCACAGGAACAAUGUGAGCAUGCCUGGAGCUGCCGGUCACACCAGGGGACCUGAGCAACAGGUUAAAGCUAUUCUGAACGAGCUGCUGCAGAGAGAGAACAGAGUCCUUCACUUCUGGACAUUAAAGAAACGACGGCUGGACCAGUGUCAGCAGUAUCUGGUGUUUGAACGCAGCGCCAAACAGGCACUGGAUUGGAUCCAGGAGACAGGUGAGGUUUACCUGGCCACGCACACGUCACCCGGUGACAGCAGCGAGGAAACACAGCAGCUUCUCAAUGACUACCAUCACUUCAGACUUUGUGCCAAACAAACCAAGGAGAAGGUGAAGCUGCUGAUCCAGCUGGCAGACAGUCUGGUGGAGAAGGGGCAUGCCCACGUGCUGGAGCUGAAGCGCUGGGUGAGCACGGUGGACCGCAGGUACCGUGACUUCUCUGCACGGAUGGGCAAAUACCAGGAGAGCCUGGAGAGGAGCCUGGGAAUGAGCUCUGAGGACAACAAAGACCUGGAACUGGACACCAUCCCUGCCAGCCUGACAGAUGACCCGGAGGUCAAACUGCGUGACCCCAACCAUGAGGUCAACGAGGAGAAGAGGAAGUCUGCCAGGAAGAAAGAGUUCAUCAUGGCAGAGCUCUUGCAGACAGAGAAGACCUACGUCAGAGACCUUCAGGAGUGUUUAGAGACGUACCUGUUGGAGAUGACCAACGGUGUAGAGGAGAUCCCACCUGGCAUUGCUAACAAAGAGCACAUCAUAUUUGGUAACAUGCAGGAGAUAUAUGACUUCCACAGCAAUAUUUUCCUAAAGGAGCUGGUAAACUAUGAGCAGCUUCCAGAGGACGUGGGUCACUGCUUUGUCACCUGGGCUGAUAAGUUCCACAUAUAUGUGGAUUACUGCAAGAACAAACCAGACUCCAGCCAGCUGAUCCUGGAGCACGCAGGCACCUUCUUUGAUGAGAUUCAGCAGAGACGAGGACUGGCUAACUCAAUCUCCUCCUACCUCAUCAAACCGGUCCAGAGGAUCACCAAGUACCAACUACUGCUAAAGGAGUUAUUGUCCUGCUGCGAGGAGGGAAAGGGAGAGAUCAAAGACGGUUUGGAGGUGAUGCUCAGCGUUCCUAAGAGAGCAAACGACGCCAUGCAUCUCGCCAUGUUAGAGGGCUUUGAGGAGAACCUGGAGGUGCAGGGUGAGCUGAUCCUGCAGGACAGUUUUCAGGUUUGGGAUCCACGCUCGCUCAUCAGGAAGGGUAGGGACCGGCACCUCUUCCUGUUUGAGUUCUCUUUGGUCUUUAGCAAAGAGAUCAAAGACUCAGCUGGCAGAACCAAGUACCAGUACAAGAACAGACUACUGACGUCAGAGUUGGGGGUGACUGAGCACAUUGAGGGUGACCCUUGUAAAUUUGCUGUGUGGGCUGGAAGAACCCCAUCCUCUGAUAAUAAAACUGUGCUGAAAGCAUCCAGUAUGGAAGCUAAACAAGACUGGAUUAAGAACAUCAGGGAGGUGAUCCAAGAGAGGAUGACUCACCUGAAGGGGGCGCUUAAGGAGCCGCUUCACCUGCCUAAAACACCAGCACUGACCAAACCCAGGAAUAAUGCUAAAAGGGAGGGAGGUGAAGACGGAGACAGUCAGGGAGACGGCAGCAGCCAACCAGACACCAUCUCAAUUGCAUCCAGGACAUCCCAGAACACUGUAGACAGCGACAAGCUCUCCGGUGGAUGUGAGCUGACUGUCGUUCUCCAGGACUUUGCAGCAGGAUGCGGCACAGAGAUGUCUGUCAGCACAGGUCAGACAGUGGAGCUGUUGGAGCGGCCCAGUGAGCGGCCCGGAUGGUGUCUAGUCCGAACCACUGACCGCAGCCCACCGCAGGAGGGACUGGUUCCCACGUCUGUCCUCUGUGUUUCCCACUCACGUUCUAGUGUGGAGAUGGACUGUUUCUUCAGUUCAGGGAAAGAAAACUACACUGUUGGCGGCUCGGAUGGCAAGACCGAAUCGGUGGCCAACCUUCAGCCGCAGCCGUCCCUCAGCUCCCUGCAGUCCAGCUCUCCUGGUCCCAAACGCUCUGGGAACACUCUGAGGAAGUGGCUGACCAGUCCGGUCCGCCGCCUCAGUGGCAGCUCUGUUAAGAAACUUCCUAAUCACAAACAGAAGAAGCCAGGGCCAGGAACAGGAAAAGAGGAAAUCAGGAAGAGCAUCGACCUGGGUCAGCCUGACCUUACCCUGCAGGAUGAUGUCACUGGUGAGAGAGUCAUCAGCAGAGAUGGCAACAUCCUGUCUAAGACGUCUGGGAUGCAGAGUGGUGGAGAGGAGGAGCAGGAUGAAGACGCCCACACCCCUCUGCCUCCCCGUAUGAAGAUCAUCAACGACCCAUCAGAUCCUGAUGACAAGUCUUCGUCCUUGCUCACCUCUCUGCAGUCUUCCUCUGAGGUGCCCAGUGCUGCAGAGCUAGUUAGCGCCAUAGAGAAACUGGUUAAAACCAAGAUGAGUCUAGAACCAGGAGUGUACCCGGGGUUUACCCCCCUCUGUCCGCCUGAACAAACCACUCCUGUUCAGCCACGCAACCCUGAACAGGAGCAGAGAGCAAAAGCUAUGAGAGGACGGAUGUUUGUUCUGAACGAGCUGAUUCAGACAGAGAAGGACUAUGUCAAAGACCUGGGCAUCGUGGUGGAGGGGUUCAUGAAGAGGAUCGAGGAGAAGGGCGUCCCAGACGACAUGAAAGGAAAAGACAAAAUCGUGUUUGGGAACAUCCACCAGAUUUAUGACUGGCACAGAGAUUUCUUUGUAGGAGAACUGGAGAAAUGCCUGGAUGACCAUGAACACCUCCCUGAGCUCUUCAUUAAACACGAGAGAAGGCUCCACAUGUAUGUUGUUUAUUGUCAGAAUAAGCCCAAGUCAGAGUUCAUCGUGGCAGAAUACGACACGUAUUUCGAUGGAAUCCAACAAGAUAUCCAGUCCAGGUUGUCCAUCAGUGACUUCCUCAUCAAACCAAUCCAGAGAAUCACCAAAUACCAGCUUUUACUGAAGGAUUUCCUGAAGUACAGCUCAAAGGCAGGAAUGGACUGUGAACAAAUUGAGAAAGCAGUAGAUUUGAUGUCUCAGGUCCCGAAACUGUGUAAUGACAUGAUGAAUUUGGGUCGGCUGCAGGGAUUUGAGGGGAAACUGACCAGUCAGGGCAAACUGCUGCAGCAGGAAACCUUUUUUGUUACGGUGCAAGACGCCGGCGUCCUGUCCCGCUCGAAGGAACGACGAGUCUUCUUGUUCGAGCAAAUCGUGAUCUUCAGUGAGCUGCUGAGAAAAGGCUCGUCCACACCUGGCUACCAGUUCAAAAAGAGCAUCAAGGUAUCCUACUUGGGUCUGGAGGACAGUGUGGAUAAUGAUCCCUGUAAGUUUGUGUUGCUGAGUCGCGGAUCAUCGGAGCGUUUCACCCUGCAGGCAGCCAAUGUUGACAUUAAGCAGGUCUGGGUCCAACACAUUCAGGAACUCCUGGAUGCUCAAAGCAACUUCCUGUCUGCUCUGCAGUCACCCAUCGUCUACCACAAUCAGCAGAGUGGAGGAGGCAACAGCUCAUCGCUGACCAGAAACCGCUCGUCCUCAGGGAAUCAAACUACCGCGUCCUCUCACAGCCGACCCUCGUCAGUGGUCGGCCUCUGCAGUACGGAGAAGGGGAAGAGCCAAGUCAAAGUCUCCACUUCUAAUGGAGGUUCAUCGUGUUUUGACUCCAUGGACAACAACGACAUCACUUCCACCAUGCUGGUCACUCAGGACUACUCGGCGCUCAAAGAGAAUGAGAUCUGUGUCAGUCAAGGAGAGACCGUUCAGGUCAUGGCCACCAAUCAGCAGAACAUGUACCUCGUUUACCGGCCAGCCAACAGCCAGUCGCCUGCCGCGGAGGGCUGGGUGCCAGGACACGUCUUAGGCCCGCUCACAAAGCCCAUUAAAGACUCUUCUUCUACUUGCUCCUUCUCAGCAGCCGUAACAGAUGCCAACAACAUCAAGAAGUCUCUGUCGUGGAACACACUGCGUGCCAGGAAGCGCGCUGAAGACAAGGAUGCCUUCUCAGUAGGGGUCAAAGGUCAGGAGAAUGGCCUUCUCCGUAAGCCCAAAGAAAUCGCUCCUCCUACCCCGUUCGCCUCGUCCGACCCUGUGGUGAAAGGCAAAGUGAGUAAAGCAGGCCGACGGUGCGCACUGGUGAUGUUAUGUGUGUGCCAAAACCCCUCACCUCCACCGCCCCACUCGGUUUAUGUUCUUUGUCCUAACCUCAGUAUGUGUGCGUGUGUGCAGACACCUGUAGACACACACAGGUGGAUGUGUCUCAGUGGGACUCCAGGAGUGGUUCUCAACCUGCAUGACGCAUGAAUUCAGACUGAUCGGUUUCAUUUCUUGGAUCACGUCUGUCCUACGGGACCAUGAUUUCUCUAUUAAAAACCCUUACUGGCUGCAGCUGAUGGCGUUACAGAGUAGCACAAUUACUGCCAUCGACAAAAUCUCAAGCAUUGCAUUGUGGGAGAGACUGACUGGGAUAUUUUGUGGAAUCUUUGGAACAAAUGAUUGACUCAGAAUUCAGUCAAAAGACCAGGAGUGACAUACUGUUAAAGAUUUUCUUGGAGUGGUAACUGGAUAUGCAGGAAGCCAAACAUACAUCACAGGUAAACUGUCAGUCAUUUGCAGUAUUGAAGAGUUAUAAAGAGCUCUAAAUAUCUAUAUAGUUAUAUAUAUUAUAUAUAGAGCUUUAUCAUAUUCUGCUCUGCACAUUAGCAUGUUCAUUUAUGCUACAUUACCCAGUAUUAGCUUCUAAUAGUUGCUUUAAUUCAAGGAUUUUUCCCCCAAAUUUUGUAUUAACUGUUGAGGAAUGGCAGCAGGUGUUACACAUAAUCAUCCAUUCAGAGGCUCAAAACUCAUUGUUUGAACUGCCAGCAGUUUCAUGGCCUUUUGAGGUCUGCAGCCUCUUUAUUUUGUAACAAAUGAAACUUGAGCUUUUCACUGUGAAAGAGGAAGUUAUCAUUAGGCUGAAAAACUAGACAUUUUAAAUAUAAUAUAGACAAAGUAUUCAGAAUGAGCUCAAACAUGUGUAGCAGUAAUGUUAAUCUUUUAAACACUGAUGUGUUGUAAGGUGUUUGUUUCCUAAAGGAAUGGUUUGAAAAAUACUUCCACGACUUAUUUUUUCAGCUAAUAAUAAAUAUUUUUCUGGUUAUAUAUUUAUUUCUUUAACAAUAAACGUAAUGAUAUUUCACAAAUCUCCUGUCAGGAAGGAGUGCAGAAAGGUAAGACUGCCCAUGUGGAGUACAGAUCCAGUUUAUCUUGCUAACAAGCGGAGGACGAUGUCUUUGCUUGUGUGUGUGGCUCGUUUCCAUCUGCACUCCACUGCCCAGAGCAGUGUGUCCACCUCCGUACUCGACCGUGGAGAUGUUGUUACUUGGUUCAUAUUAAGGAUUUCUCUUCAUUGAAAAUUCUGAGUUGUAGGGGAUCAAUUACUUAUUUCAGUCAGUUACAGAUCAAUUUAUGACUUUUAUGUGUUUUUCUGGAAUUUUGGUUGAUAUUCUCUCUCCAUUAAAAUGAAACUACCAUUUAAAUUAGAAACCAUCCGUUUCUUUGGGAGCAAUCUUGCAAAGAAAUUCAGCAUCAUUAUUUUCCCCUUUGUAAUAUCUACUUAGACCUUGUUGAAGUCAGUUGGCUAAAUCCAAAAAGAGCAGUGAAUUUUAGCUGGUCACAGCCUUUAUACAAAAUAUACUUGUGCUCACAUUAGAAAUUAGUCUGACUUAUUUGUUUUCCGCACAUGCAACCACUACAGCUGCUCUUACAGUCUCUAUGCCUAUCAAAUCCCACUAUAACCCAUAUGCACUAUACUGCCAGAAGUAUUCACUCACUCAUCCAAAUCAUGAAUUCCAGGUGUUCCAAUCACUGCCAUGGCUACAGGUGUAUGAAAUCAAGCACCUAGGAAUGUAGACUUUGUAAAAGAAUGAUCCGCUCUGUAAGUUUCAGUGUGCUACAGUGAUAGGACACCACCUGUGCAAGAAGUCCAGUCGUGAAAUGCUGAGGCACAUAGUGUGCCAAGGUCACCACCUUUGGGAAGAUGAGGAAUAGCUCAUGAUUUGAAGUAUAUCACAUCCUCUGCCAUGGUACGGGCAAUCUUAUGGCAUGGACAAGUGAAACCAGGUUACCACUGUUAAAUAAUGAUGUGCUUGCUCAUUGAAGUGGCAUGAUGAAAUCUGAAGUGUACAGGGCAAUACUCACACAGUGUGACUGACUCAAAGCAUACUGCAAAAGCAAACCAAGUUUCUAAUUGCACUGAAAUUACCUUUAAUCACCAACCCAACCAGAUGUUUUUCAUUUUACUGAAGGCGAAACUGAAGGCAGAGAAAUCCACAAUCAAACAGCAACUGCACUAAACACAUAGCAGAGCAUCUCAAGAGAGGAAACAGCAUUUGGUGAUGUCCAAAAACAAUUCUUAUAUGAUUCAUUUGGCAACUUAAUUUUAAGCUUCUAUUUUUUUAAUUCCUGGUUUUAGCACAAUUGGAUACGCCAUGUGACACUUUAUGUGUUGCAUUCAAUGCUCCUCAUUCAUUUUAAAAAGCUGAUCUCCAGUGAACAAUGAAAAAACUGCGUCUCCAAUCAGUGAACAGCUGCAGUUGAUCUUGUUGGCAGUGAUGUAGGCUGUGGCUGGAUAUAGACUUCAGCUGUGGUUCAGUGUGUGGUGCUGUGAAUACUGUAUGUCUAUGCAAGACUGUUGGAAGAUGCAGUGAUUUUAUGAAAGAAUUUUUCUUAUUAACAUAGUAUAAUCAAAACGGAGCUGUUGCAUGUAUAUGUAUUACAACCAUGCAACUUAUGCUGCAGCGAUAAGAAUAAUAGCACAGCCAAAGUCUUGAGUAACCAUCAGCCACAGGCUGCAGUCAUAAUCACAGAUGCAAUCUCUUUUUGAGAGAUUUAACAUAUCAGAUAUAAAUUGUCUUUUUGUACAUAUAUAUCUAGCAUUAUAAUAAUCUUAUGAAGACAGAUACUCUAGGAUCCAUCCAUCGAUCAUCUUCCGCUUAUCUGAAGCUGGGUCAUGGAGGCAGCAGCCUAAGCGGAGAAGCCCAGGACUCCUCCUCCCCAUCCACCUCCUCUAGCUUGUCCAGGGGAACACCAAGGCCUUUCCAGGCCAGCCGAGAGAUAUAAUCUCUCCAGCGUGUC
Messenger RNA from Haplochromis burtoni (Burton's mouthbrooder), 11379 nucleotides. Its product is annotated as kalirin RhoGEF kinase. The coding region runs from base 907 to 8568 and encodes 2553 amino acids. Gene Ontology annotation, molecular function: protein binding; guanyl-nucleotide exchange factor activity. The transcript is spliced from 58 exons. Gene Ontology annotation, cellular component: cytoplasm. The record is from RefSeq and is a predicted model, not a curated record. Lineage: Eukaryota; Metazoa; Chordata; Actinopteri; Cichliformes; Cichlidae.